AUGUUAUCGUCAAAGGACCCGACAGAAAAUGAGAUCAUCUCGCCCAUCUCGCCAGGCGAACCUUCAGUUUACCAUGCCCAUGACCAUGGCUACUAUGACGGUGAACCACUACCAACACAUUCAUCGUUCAAAUCCAAGCUUCACAAGCUCAUCCCCAGUCGAGACACGUACUGGGGCUCCCUAACCUACAACCUCCUCGCCUUCCUCCUCCCCGCCCUCUACCAAACCCUUUCCAAGCUGUGGAUCGCCCAAAUUGACUCCUCCUCCGUCGUCCUCACCGACAUCUACACCUACAUCUCCACCAUCGCCGAAGUUCUCAACGAAGGCCUUCCCCGCAUCGCGUGGCUCAUCAUCGGCAACUCGGCCGCUUACUCCCUCACCACCCGCUUAUCGCUCUCCUACACUUUGAUCGUCUUCCAGACCGCCAUGGGCCUGCUCAUGACGGUCAUCUUCAUCGGCGCCGCUGAGUCCUUUGCGGCGGGAUUUGUCCCGCCUGAAGUCAGGAACAAGAGUCUGAGCUAUGUCCGCGUGUCGGCGGCGGUGGCGCUGACGAGCGCCGUGCAGACGUCGGUGGCAAGUUGUACGAGGGCAAUGGAUUGGCCGGAUGUACCGCUGGUGGUGAGCUCGGUGGGCUUUGCGGUGAAUAUUGCGUUGGAUAUGUUGUUCCUUUCGUGGUUCCAUGUCGGCUGGACGGGGUACAAGCCGACGGUGUUGGCGCAGGCGGGGAUAAGGUUGGCGUGUGAUGUGGCGGCUGCUGGAGUGGGGUUGGGGUAUUUCGUUUGGGUGGCGAGGAGAAAGGUGAGGGAGGAGGAAGAGAGUCAGAGGCAGAGGGGAGAUGCGCCGGUGAGGAAUGCAAUUUACUUGUGGCUGGUGAAUAGGAUCAUUGGUCUUGGAGCGGAUUAUGCAACGGCUUGGGGCGUGUUUAACACGAUCAGGUGGGGGCUGGUGAUGGUUCCGGUUCAGGCCUUGGAGACGUCGGCCUUGACGUUCGUUGGACAUCAGUGGGGUGUAUGGAAGAAGGAUAAGGAGGGGAUAUCCAAGCCUGCUGCGAGUUGGGUGGAAAUCAAGAGGAUCAGUCGCCCGGCUGUCAACUCGGCUCUGGUCUCUCUGGCAGUUGAGAUCCCAAUCUGCAUCUUCCUUUCCUUGUGGGGGAUGAAGGAGUUUGCUUUCUACAUCUCUAACUCUGAACGUGUCGCAGACAUUACCAAGAAGAUGUGGCAGAACAUCGACUGGUGCUACAUCUUCUACGCACUCAACUAUCAGCUAUCCUCCAUCCUUCUAGCCACUGUUCCUCGGUGGUUUCUCUACCAGUCAUUGUGGUCGAACUUACUCUGGUCAUUACCAUGGGCCAUAGUUGUCACGGUGAUGAAGUUCAAGAAAGAACAAGCAUGGACAUUUUACUCUGUCAUAUUUGGCGGAGCAAACGUCUUUUCUUUCAUCGUUGUGGUUCUCGUGCUGGGAGCUUGGGUGUGGAGACUUCACAAUGGGAUGAUUAGAGUAUAAUCACGGGC
Molecule: messenger RNA, 1511 nt
Organism: Neurospora tetrasperma FGSC 2508
Lineage: Eukaryota; Fungi; Ascomycota; Sordariomycetes; Sordariales; Sordariaceae
Exons: 5
Coding region: 1-1503 (500 amino acids)
Source: RefSeq, a predicted model, not a curated record